AGAAACUGAGUCUGAGUAGAGACAGGCAUUGCCCAUUUCGUGAACCUUAAUCACAUAAAGUGAGUGAGCAAGAGACAGAGAGAGUGAGGAUGGAAGCUGAAGGCCAAUGGCAAAUUUCAGAGAGAGUGGUGAAAGAGAUAUGGUGGUCAAUGGUGUUCAUAGUUGCAUGCAGCAUGAUCAUAAUAUAUGAGAAGCUUUGGCUGAGGCCACAAAGGAUCAGAUCAAUGCUUCAGAAGCAAGGCAUCAAGGGACCAAAACCUUCCUUUCCUUUUGGCAACAUUUCUGAGAUGCAACAAGUCCAUCAGCAAGCUCCUGUGUCUAUUGAGAACUUAGAUGAUUGGCUUCAUUCCCUCUUCCCAUACUUCCAUAAAUGGAAGCAACUCUAUGGUUCAAUAUUCUUGUACUCCACUGGAAUCAAACAGCAUCUAUAUGUGGGGAUACCCGAAUUAAUAAAAGGGAUAGGCCUGCAUAAGUCCUUGGAUCUAGGCAGGCCUUCAUAUCUAACCAAACCAUUGAAGCCUAUGUUGGGUGAAGGCAUCCUUAGGGCUAAUGGAGUACAUUGGACCUUCCAGAGGAAUCUGCUUGCUCCUGAGUUUUUCCUUACCAAAAUUAAGAAUAUGGUGGAUUUAAUGGAAGAAUCUACCAUGGAAAUUAUCAGAAAAUGGGAAAGCUAUAUACGAGAAAGUGAGGGGGGAAUUGCAGAGUUGGUGAUUGAUGGAGAUCUGAAAGUUCUUACAGCGGAUGUCAUUUCAAAAGCUUGUUUUGGCAGCUCCUAUGCUCAAGGCAAUUUAAUUUUUGCAAAAUUGGCCACAAUGCAAUCUGCACUUGCAAGGCCUAGUAUUCUAUUUGGAUUUCUAAACAUAAGAUUUCUUCCCACCAAGGAAAACAAAGAGACAUGGAAAUUGCAGAAAGAGGUGGACUCACUGAUCCUGAAAGUCAUCAAGGACCGUGAAGCAGAAAACCAAAAGAGUAGCACAAAUGAGAAUCAAAAGGAUCUAUUAAAUAUAAUUCUAGAAGGUGCUGCCAAUGCCACCAAUAAUGGUGAAAAGGGUAUUUUCAAGGCAGGGUAUAAUGUGAACCAGUUGAUUCUAGACAUAUGCAAAAAUAUUUACUUUGCAGGCUCUGAGAGCAGUGCUAUUGCUGUUAGUUGGACACUGAUGCUGCUGGCCUUACAUCCUCAUUGGCAACAACGUGUUAGAUCCGAGAUUAUGGAAACCUACGGUAACAUGUUGCCUCAUUCCUUUCAUGACAUGGACAAACUUCGGAAGCUAAAAGCACUAACAAUGGUGAUUCAAGAGAGUCUACGGCUUUAUGGGCCUGCAGUUACAGCCUCAAGGGAAGUGUUGGCUGAGAUGAAGUUAGGUGAACAUGUGCUACCUAAAGGCAUAAACAUGUGGUUGUUCAUACCCUCAUUGCACCGUGACACUGAUAACUGGGGACCAGAUGCUAGAGAGUUUAACCCAGAAAGGUUUGCUAGUGGUGUUUCAGCAGCUUGUAAGUAUCCACAAGCUUACAUACCAUUUGGUCUUGGGAGCCGAAUUUGCUUAGGCCAAAACUUUGCAUUGCUAGAAAUCAAGAUUGUUCUCUCUCUUCUUCUCACCAACUUUUCCUUUUCUCUUUCACCAAACUAUUGCCAUUGCCCCGUUUAUAAAAUGUUGUUAAUGCCAAAAUAUGGUGUAAGGCUUCUUGUUAGCAAGGUUAACAACACCUUCCCAUAAUUAUGGUCAUGCCCUCUUUGCUCCCAGUAUGUACCAAGACUCACUAGUUUUGUGAUUCAAUAUGCAUAAAUAAAA
Abrus precatorius (Indian licorice) is the source of this 1793-nucleotide messenger RNA. RefSeq names its product cytochrome P450 714A1-like. The record is from RefSeq and is a predicted model, not a curated record. Gene Ontology annotation, molecular function: heme binding; iron ion binding; oxidoreductase activity, acting on paired donors, with incorporation or reduction of molecular oxygen. Bases 90 to 1718 code for a protein of 542 amino acids. The transcript has 6 exons. NCBI's taxonomy places the organism in Eukaryota, Viridiplantae, Streptophyta, Magnoliopsida, Fabales, Fabaceae.